Molecule: messenger RNA, 2079 nt
Organism: Carica papaya (papaya)
Lineage: Eukaryota; Viridiplantae; Streptophyta; Magnoliopsida; Brassicales; Caricaceae
Source: RefSeq, a predicted model, not a curated record
GAGAAAGAUAGAACAUGAGCAGAGCUUGCCAACAUAUGGAGCGGAAGAUUCUUCGCCUCCUACACGGACGCAAUACCCUUGUUCAACUACAUCAAAUUCACGCUCGGUUCCUCCGCCACGGGCUACACAACUCCAACCUAAUCCUCGCCCACUUCGUCUCUGUUUGCGGUGCUGCCCGCAAGUUGGACUACGCCAAUCGGGUCUUUUCCCAAACCCACAAUCCCAACAUUCUUCUCUUCAAUGCCAUGAUUAAAGGGUACUCCCUUAGCGGUCCCUGUCAGGAGUCUCUCCUCUUGUUCUCUUGCAUGAAGGGUCGCGGCAUCUGGCCCGAUGAGUACACUUUUGCGCCACUACUCAAGUCGUGUUCGGGUCUUUGGGACGUCCGGCCCGGUCAAUGUGUUCAUGGGGAGGUUAUCAGAGUCGGGUUUGAGUCUUUUGGGUCGAUAAGAGUUGGGGUUGUGGAACUGUACGCUGCGUAUGGGUGGAUGGAGGAUGCGAUGAAGGUGUUUGAUGAAGUGCGUGACAGAGAUAUCAUCAUUUGGAAUUUGAUCAUUCACGGGUUUUGCAAGGGAGGGGAUGUUGAUACUGGGUUGUCUCUGUUUAGGAAGAUGAGUGAGAGAAGUGUCGUGUCGUGGAAUUCAAUGAUUUCUUGCUUGGCACGAAGUGGGAGGGAAGAUGAAGCUUUAGAGCUUUUUCAUGAAAUGAGGAGUGAGGGAUUUGAACCAGACGAGGCAACUUUGGUGUCUGUGUUGCCUGUUUGUGCUCGUUUGGGGGCUGUUGAUAUUGGGCUAUCUAUCCACCAUUAUGCUGAAUCAAGUGCAAUCUAUCCAGAUUCAGUCCCGGUUGGUAACGCACUGGUGGAUUUUUAUUGCAAGUGCGGAGAUUUGGAAGGUGCUACAAGGGUGUUUAAUGGGAUAUGCCAUAAGAACGUGGUUUCUUGGAAUUCAAUGAUUGCAGGUUUGGCAUUUAAUGGGAAGGGUCAAUUAGGGGUCGACUUGUUUGAGGAGAUGAUUGACAGCGGCAUGAUCCCUAAUGAUGCAACUUUUGUUGGGGUUCUAGCAUGUUGUGCUCAUGCAGGAUUGAUAAAGAAAGGACAGGAGCUGUUUGCUUUGAUGACUGCAAAUCAUGGUCUUGACCCAAAGCUUGAACAUUAUGGAUGUAUGGUUGAUCUCCUUGCACGUGGUGGACAAGUGAGAGAUGCUUAUGACUUGCUUAGGAGAAUGCCCAUGGUGCCUAAUGCUGCUAUGUGGGGUGCAUUGCUCGGUGCUUGCCGUAAUCAUGGUGAUGUUGAGAUUGCGGAAGUUGCAGUUAAGGAGUUAAUCACCCACCAGGAACCGUGGAAUUCUGGUACUUAUGUGUUGCUGUCGAAUAUCUAUGCAGAAGAAGGUAGGUGGGCUGAAGUGGAGAAGGUAAGAGGGUUGAUGAAGGAAAAGAGUGUCAAGAAAGCAAUCGGACAAAGUGCAAUUGGGUGAUCACAAAAUAUUUGUUUUGAAGGACAUCCUUAUUCUCAAAAUGAACUUCGCUUAAUCUCAAGAAUGAAUUAGGGAAAAGAGUGUCAAGAAAGCAAUUGAACAAAGUUCAGUUGGGUGAUCAUGAAAUAUUUGUUUUGACAAGAGAUGCUCGUGCCCGGAUGAGCUUUGCUUAAUCUCAAAAAUGGAUGACAAACAGUUCUAGAACAUAUAAGUCAUGCAGAACCCUGAGAUUUCAGGUUGCAGAAAGUGCUGAGCUACUUGGCCUUUUAGUUGAUUUUGGCCAUGACAAAACAAGGUCUUUGAUGACAGUCUCAACAAUGCUUGGACAAAUCAUAGGAAGCAUAUUUUAUUAUGACUUGAGGAAAUAAGAAAUCAGGUUCUUGCAGUCUGCAGAUUGAUUCAGAUUCUUUGUGUGCAUAAAGCUUUUCACAACACAUUUGAUAAUAUACUUUCAGUUCGAUGUUAGGUUAACCAUCUGUACUGAAUCAUGUAUUCAUUGCUAAUGAUGUUUUAUGUUUGACUAGCGUAGGCCAUUUGUGGUGAUGUACAGCCGGGAAGAAUCAAGCCAUUACCAGGAUUUGAGUUAUAAUAAGAUCUCAAUUCAACA